Messenger RNA from Coturnix japonica (Japanese quail), 5269 nucleotides. RefSeq names its product myocardin (gene MYOCD). Gene Ontology annotation, cellular component: nucleus. NCBI's taxonomy places the organism in Eukaryota, Metazoa, Chordata, Aves, Galliformes, Phasianidae. Gene Ontology annotation, molecular function: transcription coactivator activity. The record is from RefSeq and is a predicted model, not a curated record. Gene Ontology annotation, biological process: positive regulation of transcription by RNA polymerase II; smooth muscle cell differentiation; cardiac muscle cell differentiation.
UCCCCGCCCCCGGGCAGCGCCGGGCAAGGUGAGCCCCCCCCGCAGCCCCGGCCUCCCCGCUCCGCACCGCGGGCUGCAAGAAGUUAAUUUAUUUUUGGAAAAGCGGCUCGCAGAGUUUGUCAAUUCCAUCCGCACCGGCUCCUUUCACUCUAUUUUAAACCGGUUCUUACUGUGCUCUGCGAGUUUAUAAAAACAAAUCACUGCUCCCUGAUAAAAGCGGCCCUAACCCGCGGAGGAAGCGAGGAGCCCCCAAAGCCGCAUCUCCUCCCGGACACUGUAGCUCAGCUGAAAAGUUCGCAGGGGUCACUUUGGUGUCUGGUUCUCCAUUUGAGCAUCCAAAGUGGAGCGGGCAGAAUCUGGACCGGUCCGUACAGGCACGGUGAUGAAUGGUGUGAUCAAACAGGAUCGCUCGGACCACAAAAGUGCACCAAGUGGAAAUGAGGAAGAGAAGGCACCCAAAGAAAAGGCUGUGGGUGAAGUGAGGGAUGGCACCAAGCUCCAGCCACCCCCCUUUGCAGAGCGGAAGAAUGUUUUGCAGCUACGGCUUCAGCAGAGAAGAACCCGUGAGCAGCUGGCAGACCAAGGCAUCAUGCCACCACUGAAAAGCCCAUCCGCAUUCCAUGAACAACGAAAAAGUCUGGAGCGAGCCAAGACUGAAGAUUAUCUCAAGCACAAGAUCAGAAGCAGGCCUGAGCGAUCAGACCUGGUCAAUAUGCACAUUUUACAAGACUCAGCUGCAGAGGGGUCCAUUCAGUCCACUCAGAUGAAACUGAAGAGAGCUCGCUUGGCAGAUGAUCUGAAUGAGAAGAUUGCUCUCAGGCCGGGUCCUUUGGAGCUGGUGGAGAAGAAUAUUAUUCCUGUCGACUCAGCUGUGAAAGAGGCCAUAAAAGGCACGCAGGUGAACUUCUCCAAGCCAUCUGAUGCAUUCGCCUUUGAGGAGGACAGCAGCAAUGACGGCCUGUCCCCAGAGCAGGCCAGGAGUGAGGACUCCCAGGGCUCCACGGAGUCAUCAGCAGGCACCAAGUCCUCUGAGCUGCCGCCCUUGGCCCCCUCAGGGCCAACCCAGGACCACCCCCGUGGCAUUGAAGGCAACACAGCGGAACUUGCCUCAGGCCAGACCGGCCAGUGCAACAGCCCCAAGCAAGCAGUGGGGCAGGACAGCCCACCUCUCCCAGUGCCCUCUGUGGUGAAGUCAAAAUCAUCCAGUGAUAGCAAGAACCGUCACAAAAAGCCCAAGGACACCAAGCCCAAGGUGAAGAAGCUGAAAUAUCACCAGUACAUCCCUCCAGACCAGAAGGCAGAGAAGUCCCCUCCACCUAUGGACUCUGCGUAUGCAAGACUCCUCCAGCAGCAGCAGCUCUUUCUGCAGCUCCAGAUCCUCAGCCAGCAGCAACAGCAACAGCAGCAGCAACAGCAGCAACAGCAGCAGCACUUCAACUACCCAGGGAUGCACCAAGGCCAGAUAAAGCAAUCUAAUGAGCAAAUGAUCAAAAGUUCAAAUGCUUCAUCAACUUCUGUCAGCAACACCCCUCUUUCUCCUGUGAAAACCACCUUUUCAGGCCAGACUUGUGUCUCAUCUGUCAAGCCAGGCCCUCUGCCAUCUAACCUGGAUGAUCUGAAAGUGUCAGAACUGAGGCAGCAGCUCCGAAUAAGAGGCCUGCCUGUAUCAGGUACCAAAACAGCACUGAUGGAACGGCUACGGCCCUUCCAGGAGUGCAGCAGCAAUGCAGUGCCAAACUUCAGUGAGAUCACAACCGUCACCUUUCCAGUCACUCCAACAAGCACCUUGUCAAGUUACCAGUCCCAGUCUUCCACCGGCAUGUUGUCAAACGGCUUCUACCACUUCGGCAGCACCAGCUCCACUCCACCCAUCUCUCCAGCCUCUUCUGACCUCUCUGUGAGUGGCUCUCUGCCAGAUACAUUCAACGAUGGGCCCAUAUCUUCUCCACAAUUUGGUCUUCAGCCAUCUCCAGUUCACGGUAGUGCUGAGGAAAGCCUGAUGAGCAGCAUGAAUGGAGGGAGCAUCCAGCUGGAGCUGGAAGGGAUUGACACAGAGAAGGACAAGAUGCUGGUGGAGAAGCAGAAGGUCAUCAAUGAAUUGACGUGGAAGCUGCAACAAGAGCAGAGGCAGGUAGAAGAGCUAAGGAUGCAGCUGCAGAAGCGAAAGAGAAGCAAUGGCCUUGAGGAGAAACAACAGCCCUCCCAGCAUUUCUUUGGUGUCCCCAUCAAGCAAGAAAACGCAGCAUCCAGCUGCCCAUUUGCAUCCAAACAAACUGCCUUGAAAGGCCAAGCCAACAGCUCAGAAAAGUUAAGUAACUGUGGGGUGCCACAGCUGUCUCACAUUGUAAAUAGUCACUGCUUGGAGCCUGCAGGGCAAAGCACCAUCACCUCCUCGACAUUCCUGAGCCCACAGUGCUCCCCCCAGCACUCUCCACUCGGGGCUGCAAAGAGCCCUCAGCACAUCAGCCUGCCGCCGUCUCCCAACAGUCACUAUCUCCUGGCAGUGUCCCCUGGCUCACAGGCAGAAGGGCGCAGCGCAUCACCCCAGACCAGCAGUUGCCUUCGCACAGCAUCGAUGACUACGCAGGCAGGUCAAAAGUCUCCUAUUCCAUCCCCAAGUUUUUGUAAGUCAAGCCCAGCCCUCUCAGAGGGAAAGCAGCCUCCACCAUAUGAGGAUGCAAUAAAGCAGCAGAUGACUCGAAGUCAGCAGAUGGAUGAACUCCUGGACGUGCUGAUUGAGAGUGGAGAAAUGCCAGCCAAUGCCAAGGAAGAUCGGUCCUGCCUCCAGAAAGUACCUCAGAUAACAGUGUCGACAGGGAACUCCAGCACGACGCUCCCAAAAUCAUCUGCCCCAUUCGAACAGGUCUCCUCCACCCAGCUCCCAUUCGAGCACUGUCCGGGCGGUGGUGACGCUCACCUCGAGGUCCUGCUGAAUGCCCACAGCCCGCUUGGGAGAGUCGGUGAAAUCACCCUGCUGAAGAUGGGAGGAGAGGAGUCCCACUUUGAAGGGAUGAUAGAGGGGUUCUCCAGCAAAGCCGCAGAUGAACUGCUCACCUCCCAGGAGAUUUUACAGACUCCUCUCUCCCCCAUGGAAACUCAGCUCUCUCCUUCCCCUGCUGAUGGCUCCGGUUUACAAAUGAGUUUCACCGAAUCUCCGUGGGAAACGAUGGAGUGGCUGGACCUCACCCCCCCCAGCUCCGCCUCUGGCUUCAGCUCACUCACUCCCGCAGGCCCCAGCAUCUUCAACAUUGAUUUCCUGGAUGUUACUGAUCUCAAUUUAAACACCAGCAUGGACCUCCACCUGCAGCAGUGGUGAACAGGAGGGCGGUGGAGGCAGAGCACUGUGAGCCCUCAGCAGCCAACGCAGUGUUUCCAUCAUGCUGGAGAACACGCAGGGCUAACACACCAUGUUCAGGGGAAACUGGAGCCAUUUUCCCAGUGAAUAAACUUGUUUGAAUUUUCAGUUCCUGCAAACUGACAGCACAACAGCUCUGGUACUUUGGUUUUCUUCCACUGGCGCAUCUUCACAAAGGAUACCAAGUGCCUUUAUCGACACUCCUUUAGAUUGACAGUUGCCUGUAACUUCAUUUUUAUCCUUUUUAUCUUCCUCCUCCCCAGUUUUAGCAGACACUCCCGUGAGAACUGGAGCAGCUCACAACAAAACUACGUGGUGAGGUGAGCUCAUCUGAGGAGCAGCAGGGAAGCCAGCACACAGAGGUUGCUGCCCCACUCCUUCCUGCCAUCCCGCAAGGCUCCCCUCAGCCUGGCCCAGGUCAGGAGGGCUGGGAGCAGGGAGGCACGAGGGCUCUGCCCAGCAAGGGCAGUAAGCACAGCCCUCUGUACAGCCAGACCCACCUUGUGCCAUUCUUCCUACCCCAAAGCCCCAGAGCUGUGCUGCCUCAGUCCCUGCACAACUGUAUGAACAAGCGAGAGAUGGAGUGUACCAUGUUCAUGGUGGUGCUUUGGGAUGUUCUCAGACUGUCUGGGGAGCUGAAAGCCAAAGAGCUGUCCCAGUUACAGUCUGAGCUGAGUCAGGCUGCAGCCUGAGACCUUUGAGCAGAGAGGUGUGGAUGCUGGAGGCGGCCAUUCAGGCUGCAGGUGCAGGUGUUGAAGGGAUGUGGCAUUCCAGUGGAGCUGACGUGGCUCAGCUCGUGUGGUACAGAUAAAGAGAUGUGUGAUGUGUUGUGGUCCAAGGCAGGAGCAGGUCAUAUGGAUAAUACAGCACAGCUUUGGAGGGGCUGUCUCUGCAGAGCCACAGCUUGGUGUGGCUGGGCAGCCAAGAGCAGCCCCCUCCUGCAGGUGGGGCAGGGCUGAGCAGGCCCUCGUGGGGCUGUGGUUUUGUGUGAGCAUCUGCUUUCACUGUCUCCGCUCUCUGCCAUCCAGAACGCUUCCUUCUUCCCUUCCUCCUUCAUCCUCAGCAGCAAUCCUCUUCUCUCCCGAGUUUACUCCGGCAUCACCCAGCUCAGAGCAAGGCCGCCCGGAGAACAGCUGUGAAUCACUGAGCCUAGAGGAGCUCGUUCUUCUGAAGCCAGCGGAGAUGGAUGCUCUUCCGCAGUGAUGCCUCCAGUUUGAAGUCACCAGCAUUUCUCCUGCGAGUCUCUGUGCAAUAUCCUCCUUCAGGCUCCGGCGAGAAGGAGCCUUCGCUUCACUUCUUGGCUGCCACCAAAGAACUGCAGACUCUUUGACGGACACAUUGGCUUUGCAAUUCUGGUUUUGCCAAAGUAAAUAUUGUUGCUGACAAAGAUUGUUAAACUAUUUACAGACUGAGUGUAUUUAAUAUUUGUGUUACUGGAAGGACAGCACAGCGGGGCCACUGCACGGUGUGCACACACACACACACCCGGGCAGCCACACAGCCCCACUGUGUCUCCGGCUCGUGGCGAUGUUGCAUGCUGUAUAAAGAACACGGCGGAAGCUUUGAAGUCACUAUUUAAAGCAUCACUUUUCUAUUGUACAAAUGGUCACAGAGCACUGCUAGGAUAGAUGAGCACAGGUUGCCUUGGUUUUGUUUUGUUUUUUUAAAUUCCUUUUUCUAAGGGAGAAAUUUUUAGAAGCCGUUCCAUGGAGAAUAUUAAUAGCACUUGAAUCAGAGUAGUGGUAGCUGCUACACUGCGCCAUUGUACAGGGCUUUCCAGGUAACUUUCUCCUCUCAGCAAAUGUAUUUCCUUAUUUAAAGGGAUGCUGUCAGCUUCGAACUUGUAAACAAGCACAUUUCCUUACCUAUGUUACCAGCAACACCUUCAUUAUUAAAAAUCCCUUUGCCUUGCCA